Molecule: messenger RNA, 1482 nt
Organism: Fonsecaea nubica
Lineage: Eukaryota; Fungi; Ascomycota; Eurotiomycetes; Chaetothyriales; Herpotrichiellaceae
Exons: 1
Coding region: 1-1482 (493 amino acids)
Cellular component (GO): mitochondrion
Molecular function (GO): alcohol dehydrogenase (NAD+) activity; metal ion binding
Source: RefSeq, a predicted model, not a curated record
AUGGUCCUUUCACCCGCCAUCCGUGUCGCAAGGACCGCUUCCCAGCGGUCGACCUCUUUGCUGCGAGCGAUCCAGUUCGGUCAUCCUCCCAACUGUCCUUGUCAUUCCAACCCCAAUUACCAUCAUGACCAUGCAGCUUUCGGCGAGGCCCGACGAAGACUGGCAACUCCCAUUGACAGCUCGCGAUCCAAAGAAUACGCGUUCGAGAUGGCUGCCAGCUCGAUCCGCUUUGGACCAGGCUGCACAAAAGAGGUGGGUAUGGAUUUCAAGAAUAUGGGCGCCAAGCGGGUUUGUGUGGUCACCGACGGGAAUGUGUCCAAGUUGAACGCGAUGAAGCAAGUAAUUGAAGGGUUGACCAAAGAAGGAAUCGAGUUCACUGUGUAUGACAAAUGCCGGGUCGAGCCAAAGGACAGCUCCGUCAAGGAUGCCAUUGCUUUUGCCAAACCAUAUCAGCCAGAUGCUUUUCUGGCUGUGGGAGGAGGUUCGGUCAUUGACACGGCGAAGUUGAUGAACCUAUACACUUGCUUCCCAGAUGCGGACUUCUUGGACUUUGUCAAUGCUCCCCUGGGUAAGGGAUUGCCAAUCACAAAACCACUCAAGCCGCUUGUGGCUGUCCCGACCACGGCUGGCACAGGUUCAGAGACGACAGGAACAGCCAUCUUCGAUCUAGUGGAGAAGCGGGCAAAGACCGGUAUCGCACACCGGAACCUCAAGCCUACUCUGGGCAUCUGUGAUCCCCUCAAUACUCGCACAAUGCCAUCAGCCGUCCAUGCCUCCUCUGGCUUGGAUGUGCUGUGCCACUCACUAGAAUCCUGGACUGCCAUUCCUUACCACGAGAGAACACCCAGACCUACAAAUCCCAUCAAUCGCCCAGCCUACCAGGGUGCAAAUCCCAUCUCGGAUAUUUUCUCGUUGAAUGCGCUGAGAGCGACAGUCAAAUACUUGCCUCGCGCCGUCAAAGAUCCGGAAGACCACGAAGCUCAAAGUGAAAUGCUUCUUGCGGCGACCUUGGCUGGUGUCGGCUUUGGCAAUGCCGGUGUCCAUCUGUGCCACGGCAUGAGUUACCCGAUCAGUGGUCAAAACCCGGGUUACAAACAUUCCGGAUACGUGGUUGAGACCCCUAUCAUCCCCCAUGGUGUCAGUGUUGCUGUAACGGCUCCUGCUGUGUUCAAGUUCACCGGCCCAAGCAAUCCGGAGCGACAUUUGGCCGCAGCAGAAGUAUUUGGCAAGGACAUCUCCAAUGUCAAGAAGGAAAGCGCAGGUGAGAUCCUCAGUGAAGCCUUAUCAGAGUUCCUCAUCGGCUUGGGAGACCAGCCUCGAGGCUUGAAACCCCUGGGGUUCACACGCGAGAGCAUUGACGAUCUGGUAGAGGGGACAUUGCCUCAAAGACGGGUCCUCAUGUUGGCACCCAAGUUGAGCGCUGAGGUGAACGAGGAAAGAGAGCAACUGAGAGGCUUGUUUGAAGAGGCACUGGAAUACUGA